Molecule: messenger RNA, 2170 nt
Organism: Folsomia candida
Lineage: Eukaryota; Metazoa; Arthropoda; Collembola; Entomobryomorpha; Isotomidae
Product: lysophosphatidylserine lipase ABHD12
Exons: 8
Coding region: 750-1964 (404 amino acids)
Biological process (GO): phosphatidylserine catabolic process; monoacylglycerol catabolic process
Cellular component (GO): endoplasmic reticulum membrane
Molecular function (GO): phosphatidylcholine lysophospholipase A1 activity; monoacylglycerol lipase activity
Source: RefSeq, a predicted model, not a curated record
AAAAUUGUAUCCUAAUAAUAUAGUCGUACAUGCACAGUCAGAAAAAACUAAAUACAUACCAUCCAUUACAUAAAAAAAUCCCCCAUCCUUGAAUAAGUCUGUAGCUAACAAACUGCGUGAUAUGUGACAGACAACUAUACGAGAUAUAUGUUAUUUUAACAUCUUUAGCAACCUGACUGUAAUUGAUGAGGUUGUUAUUUUCAUUUCAUUGUGCAUUUAACACUGAUCCCCAUUAUACUUGCAAACGAUUCUCCCCCAGCGUAAUAAAUACAGUUACGAUUACAUAUGAUUGUUGCAUUAUAAACAAUCAUCUGUUGAGCUCUUUUCCCAUGGGUUUUAGUGUCUAACUGGUGAUGAUAAAUUGGACUAAUUUAACAAUAAAUAAAUCAUUUAACGCAAGGAUCCAUAAAUUACACAUAGUUGUUACAAAUAUUUCUAUUUGAGCAUGAACAUUUGGAAAAAACGAAAGCAUGCACGCAUGUAUAGUUUUCGUUACACGAACAACAGUGUUAUCGGUGUUUGAGAGAAUAAGCAACACAAUGAAGCAGCCAAAUAAAAUAUUGUGAGAAAUUAGUUUGGUGGUUUACUUACUCAUGUCUAAGUUUAUACGUAUGCAUCUUUGCGUCGUAUAAUCGUCAUCAGUUUUGUAUUUUGUUAAUGUUAAGUGAGCAGCGUACAGGAUUUGGGCCAGAAUAUUUUUAUGCACACAGAUACACAUCUCAAUACUGCACAAAGUUGUAAAAUUAAGAAUGGCUAAAGAAGUAACUUCAAUUACGAUAAACUAUCGUGACAUUAUCAGAGUACUACGAAUCAUUACAUUAGUUUUGCUCUUGCUGACUGCUGGAAUAGUGUCCUUUGUUCUUGUAUAUUAUGGAAUAUUUUCUUUAGGGGGCUAUAUCGGAUGUCUGCUGUUGCUCAUUUUACUAACAUAUCUAGUUUUACCAGUUAUUUUUUGUUUUUGUCCUCAUCUUCACCAGUCCAUGGUUUUCCAACCGCAUGUGGAUGCUGCUGGAAUUGACUUUGAGAAACCUCAAGACUUGAGAGGGGUCCGUAAUUUUAAGAUAUCGGACGGUACAAUAGGUGUAUGGCAUAUUCUACCCUCCAGCUUAUCCGACAAGUCUGAAAACCAAGAAGCGUCUUUUUGGCAAGAUGCAGUGAGAGCAAAGGGACACAACGGGGUAAUAGUUUACUUUCACGGCGUUACAGGCACUAGAGGAAAAUGGCACCGAAAGGAACUUUACAAAGUCUUACAAGACAAGGAGCACCAUAUCAUUAGCUGUGAUUAUCGUGGAUUUGGAGACUCGACCAAGGUGAAAAGAAUAACGGAAAGUGGCGUCGUCGAUGACGCUCUCGCAGUUUAUCAAUUCGUUCGGCAAGAAUUGCUGGGAGGAGAUACGCGAAUUCCUGUAUUCAUUUGGGGUCACUCACUGGGUGCUGGAAUUUCAUCACACGCAGUAGCAAAAUUAUCGGAUCUCAUUACUCUUCCAUGUCCAAAUGGACUAGUGUUGGAAUCGCCAUUCGACAACUUUGGUGAAGAACUUAGAAACCAUGCUAAAUUAAAGAUUUGGAGGCUUCUUCCAUUCUUUGAUCGUUUAUUUGUCAACCCAUUGAGAAAAAGUGAUAUAGCAUUCCAAAAUGAUCACCACAUUUCUAAAAUUUCGGUCCCAAUUAUGAUAAUGCAUGCAAAAGAUGACAACGUUGUUCCCAGUCAUUUAGGAAAGCGGUUGUUUGAAGCAGGACGAUACCGACCCAAUGAUUUCAAUCCAUUAUAUUUUGUUCACAUGAAGGCUGGCAAACAUAAUGAAAUGUACAAACUGAAUGCAGAGUUUGGGAAGAUUAUUACUUUAUUUACCGAUGCAUGCAUGCAUGCAUGCAUUCCGAUAACCAACCUGAACUUGAACAGAAAUUCUUGUUGGCAUCAUGAUUGCUCGGUUGAUGCUGAAAUUGUGUGCAGUCACUGCUAGUAAUUUUUUGUCACCUUCUCCGUCUCAGAAAAUUGAGUAUCGCAUAACGCAAAAUAUUCCAAGAAUUUGUCAGCAUUGUUAAUCGUCUAUUUUUGUAAUAUGUGCGGCACAUAAUGCGCCAUAAUUUUAACCCUAAAUACAAAUAUACCUACUUAAGAAUACUUAAGUACUGAAGGAUAUUUAAAAUGAAUAAAGUAUGAACUACA